This is a messenger RNA of Cooperia oncophora, 198 nucleotides long. Lineage: Eukaryota; Metazoa; Nematoda; Chromadorea; Rhabditida; Trichostrongylidae. The record is from the annotation of a GenBank genome assembly.
AUGUUUUUCCUGGGCAGCAGUCUACUAUGGUGUACGAAAACGGCGGAUUUCACGGUGUAUGAAGGUCUAUCAGAUGCACAUUCACCUUCAGAGUACCGCGUCAACCCAGUGUCUCAAAACAUUCCUGCCUUCGCUGAUGCCUUCCACUGCUCAUCAGAGUCGAGAAUGAAUCCGAAGACACGAUGUUCUUUAUGGUGA